AGACAGACGUCACAGACAAUGCUCAAUAAACAAAGAUCACUGCUCUUGUUUGUUCCCACUCAUUCACUCACUCCCUUUACCUCAAACAAACCAGAAAAGAAACAAUAAUGCAGUCCAUGAUAAACCUUCGUGCUUCCCAUGGUGUUCCUCUCUGUCUCUCCGGAAUCACCACCACCCCUCUUGCUCUUUCCAAAGAAAUGGCAGAUCAUGACACUAGAAGAAAAGCCAUGAUCAGGAGGCAGAGAUCACAACAAGCCAGAGAUAGAGAGGGUACUCUGCUGCAUGCAGAUCAAGAAAACACUGAAAUGGAGAUCAAUCAUAUUGGAGAUCUGGAUUUCAUCCUUCAUGAUCUGUCACAUAUUAUUCACUUUGGUUUUCCAGCUAAAGCUGCUUAAUGAGCCUCUUCCACCAUUCACCAAAAUCAAAUCACCACUAUUUAAUUUCUUCACUCUGUUGUUGUAGAUCAAUGUUUGUUAUUGCUAAUUACUAUGUUGUUGUAAGUUGUAACUACAUCUUUCAAGUUGGAUCCUCUUUGUUCUCUAAGUUCUCUUACAUUUAUUUUAUUUUAUUUUGUUUAA
Molecule: messenger RNA, 578 nt
Organism: Lotus japonicus
Lineage: Eukaryota; Viridiplantae; Streptophyta; Magnoliopsida; Fabales; Fabaceae
Exons: 2
Coding region: 108-395 (95 amino acids)
Source: RefSeq, a predicted model, not a curated record